ACCUCAACAGCCGGCUGGGCGUCCGGUUCGCGGAGCCAGUGCGCCAGUUCCUCGAGCGGAUGUUUGCUCUGCGGCGUCAGAUGUACCUGCGCCUGCUGACCACGCCGGAGCAGGAGGCGAGCCGGACGGAGAGGUUGCGCGCCAUCUGGCGGCAUGACAACAAGAACUUGGUGACGCUGGCCACGCUGAGGGCGCGCCUGGCCAGCCUGCUGCAGGAGCGAGACACCGACCGCCAGCAGAAGACGGCCAUCAUCGAGCAGCUGGAGCAAGAGAUCGGCUCGGUGGAGCACAAGGCCACCGAGGACAUCGCCAACAUCAUAGCCGAGACCGACGGCGACAUAACUGCUGAGAGCGCGUCCUACCACAUGGAGCGCGACCGGCUCCAAAGGCUGUUCGAGCGCAACGACACCGGGCUGAAGCAGCUCCGCGCCGCCAAUCGCCUGGCCGAGACGGCGCUCAAGAAGCGCAAGUACAAGAUCGAAUCAGAGCUCGAGAAUUGGUUGCAGAAGUACGAUUCCGAAAUGACUGAGAAGACGGAGGAAAUUGAGUCACUACAAGCAGAGUUUGAAGCCGAGACAGCGGAAAGAGAGGAGUACGAUGCAAAGGUGGAGGCCAUCAGGGACCGUUAUGACUCAAUUAUCUUGAAGAGGGAAAGGUUGGAGGAGCUACGCGUAUUAGAGGAACAGCUAAAUAUAAAGAAAGAAUCGGCAGCUGUUUAUAUACAAUACUUCUGGCGUAGAUAUCGCGCUCACAAGAAGCACAAGAAAGGAAAGAAAGGGAAAAAGGGCAAGAAAGGCGCAGGAAAGGGUGGAAAGAAAAGCAAAGGAGGAAGCCCGAAACACAAGAAGGGCAAAAAGUGAUAUUCAACGUCAUCUUCAUGCUUGCCCGAAGGGCGGCAUAUGUUAUGCUUCAACAAUAUGCGAUCGUAUUUUUUGCUCACUUUCUUCUAAAUGCUGUUUAGACCCGUGUUUGCCAUAUAAUGCAUUGAAUCAAAUAUGACAUUCUUAUUUCCAGACACAAAUUAUGUAUAGGUUAAUAAAGGAGAAACACUAAGAUGGUGUGUUUUGUAAUAUGUGAGAUGUCAUGAUAUCAUGACCGCAGUUAGGGUGGAUCAAUUACUGAAAUGUCGGAGUUGGACUGUGCGUAUAACGCUGCAGCACCCGGUGUUGCGCAUAACAUCCGGCUUGUGUCAUUUCGAACAUAGUUUCCAGUGAAGGCGCUGUCACUUCCGGUGAAACGGAAACUGUUGAGUCCAACUUCAAGUUUUGGGCAUCUUUGUAGAGCUGUUGGAAGUUUAUAUUUCAU
Messenger RNA from Pollicipes pollicipes, 1305 nucleotides. Its product is annotated as dynein regulatory complex protein 10. The transcript is spliced from 6 exons. The record is from RefSeq and is a predicted model, not a curated record. NCBI's taxonomy places the organism in Eukaryota, Metazoa, Arthropoda, Thecostraca, Pollicipedomorpha, Pollicipedidae. Bases 60 to 860 code for a protein of 266 amino acids.